This is a messenger RNA of Megalops cyprinoides (Indo-Pacific tarpon), 1426 nucleotides long. It is a transcript of the gene srsf7a, whose product is annotated as serine and arginine rich splicing factor 7a. Gene Ontology annotation, molecular function: zinc ion binding; RNA binding. Gene Ontology annotation, cellular component: nuclear speck. Gene Ontology annotation, biological process: mRNA splicing, via spliceosome. NCBI's taxonomy places the organism in Eukaryota, Metazoa, Chordata, Actinopteri, Elopiformes, Megalopidae. The record is from RefSeq and is a predicted model, not a curated record. The transcript is spliced from 8 exons. Bases 150 to 893 code for a protein of 247 amino acids.
AGGCUGCUCUCAUUACAAGCUGUGUCCAUUGAUCGCUUCUUGCUGAGGGCCGAGCGGGUCGUCCCUCUGCAUAUCCGGGAGAGUAGCAUUUUCUUCAGCAGCGAGGGGCGCAAAGGCAAGAACGGCGUAGCAGGCCAGCUACUGAGAGGAUGUCAUACUACUCUUCGUCCCGCAGCUCCUCGCGAUCGUCCGACUGCAAGGUCUAUGUGGGCGACCUGGGCAACGGGGCGGCCAAGGGUGAGCUGGAGCGGGCGUUCAGCUACUAUGGUCCCCUGCGCAGCGUCUGGGUGGCGCGGAACCCGCCCGGGUUUGCCUUCGUGGAGUACGAGGACUCCCGCGAUGCAGAGGAUGCAGUGAAGGGCAUGGACGGAAAAGUGCUGUGCGGCACCCGAAUACGCGUGGAGAUAUCAACAGGCCUCUCUCGCAAUACUCGCUACGGACGCCCAAGCCGUCGCCAGUUCGACCCCAACGACCGCUGCUACCAGUGUGGAGAGACUGGCCACUACGCGUAUGACUGUCAUCACUUCAACAAGAGAGGGGGUGGCCGGCGAAGCAGGUCACGAUCGCGCUCUCGGUCGCGGUCCCGGGCACGCUCUCGAUCUCGCUCCAGAUCCCGGGGUCGUCGUUACCGUUCCCGUAGCCGCAGCAACGACCGCAGGUACCGCUCCCCAUCAUACUCAAAGCGCAGAAGCAGAUCUGGCUCUCCAGCUCGUUCCAGAACUCCUGUCAGGAGCAGUCGCUCCCGUUCCCGCUCAGUGUCCCGUGCCAGGGGGCGCAGUGUAUCCCAGUCCCGCUCUCGCUCCCGCUCCAGGUCCCGUUCCCCCAGCCCCAGAAGGGACAGCCACUCUAGGUCUCCCAGCCCCAGAAAGAGCCUCACUCCUGACGCGGACUGACUCCAGACAUGGCCCCCUUUGCCUGUCCCCUCCUCCCCGGCCUGCCUUUGUUCCCACAUGCCUAGGAGGAUGAAGGCUUUUUAAAUUGAUUUGUCUCCAUCUGUAAUAAGUCCUACCCCCUGCCCCUUUUCCAUUUUUUUUUGAAGCUGUAUUAGUGUUCAGUUACCAAGACUCUUCAGGCCCAAGCUGACAUCACCCCCUGCCCCUCUCCCCAAAAUUGAGCCCUAAACAGAGCCAUUCUAAAGCCUUUGUUUUGCCAUCUCUGUGACUGCCCUUUUUGGUAAGAGAAGAUACUGUAUAGGAUCUUUUGGCCAUGAUUUUACCUUUCCACACCAGAGAACUCUCCAGUUGCAGGUGUGUUUUCUUGAAUAUGUUGUAAAUAUUCAGCCACAUUGGACUGUAGUCUCUUAUGGACUUGUGUUGUCUGAAAGUUUUACCAGACAGAUGGUUGCACUCCCAUGAAAUGCCUUAGGGCUGCAGUGAGCACAGGAUCGUUUGUCUGGUAAAUGGCCAUUUUUUUAAAUAAAGUAAAU